Messenger RNA from Stomoxys calcitrans (stable fly), 1746 nucleotides. RefSeq names its product host cell factor. The coding region runs from base 175 to 1386 and encodes 403 amino acids. Gene Ontology annotation, molecular function: transcription coactivator activity; protein binding. The transcript has 3 exons. The record is from RefSeq and is a predicted model, not a curated record. NCBI's taxonomy places the organism in Eukaryota, Metazoa, Arthropoda, Insecta, Diptera, Muscidae. Gene Ontology annotation, cellular component: histone methyltransferase complex. Gene Ontology annotation, biological process: regulation of DNA-templated transcription; chromatin remodeling.
UUCCUUUACACCAACAAAGCUAUUUUGGCUUGCGGUUGUAAACAAUUGAGCACAAAAUUUGGUAUUUCAAUAAAAUACUGAUUUAUAAAACUAUUCCAACAAGAACAAACAUUUUUUGCCACUAUUAGUUUAGUCUUUUCCAAGCGCGUCUGUAGUGUGCUGCCGAUACCUAGCAUGGAAACUGAAACAGCGACGCCAGAUAAUCAGGCGCUUGCCAAAAAUGCGGAACCAAUGGAUACAGAUGAAACUGUAAAUAAUGCUGAAAAUACAAGUGGCGAUUCGCAAGGCCCUAACGACCAACCCAUGGAUAAUACAAAUGAAGCUCAGCAGCAGCAGCAUCAGUCAAUGCAAGCAGCAAAUGCUGGCAAUGAAGUUUUGAAUAAUCAUCAAAUAGCUGAAGCCUCUAACCAUACACAACCCCAUACUGAUCAACUGGAAGCAGCUCAUGAUAAUCUAUCUACAUUGGCCACCUUGGCGGGGGCAGAGGCGGCCCCGGUAGUUCCAAGUUCUCAAGUUUCUGGAGAGUCCGGCUCUUCGUCAAACACAUCGAGUCAACCUUCAACAGCCACAGAGGCUACGUUGUCUCCUCAAAAGCUUACAACUCCUACGGCAAACAGUAAUCAACCACCUCCCCCUCAACCACCAGCACCACCUAUAGACGAAGAAGAUGCCAAAUGGCAUACAGUGGGCAUAUUUCCAAACUUGUCCACCACCGUUACCAGUUACAUAGACAACACCGUUUGGACUUCGGCGGGCCAAAGUUUGAAUUCCGAUGAAAUUCCAGAUUUAUCCCAAUUUGAACGCAUAAACCUGGAGCCAGGUACAGCCUAUCGUUUUCGCAUACGUGCUUUAAAUUCGGUGGGUGCCAGCGAUUGGAGUGAGAUAUCGAGUUUCAAAACCUGUUUGCCCGGUUUUCCCGGGGCUCCUUCGGCCAUAAAAAUAUCAAAAUCUUCGGAGGGAGCCCAUCUAACCUGGGAGCCACCACCAAGCUGUGUUAGUUCCAAUGAAAUUGUCGAAUAUUCUGUUUACCUGGCUGUCAAACCGGGCAAAGAAAAAGAGGCCAAGGCAGGACAAAGAGCACCGGCUCAAUUGGCCUUUGUGCGCGUCUAUGUGGGAGCGGCAAAUCAGUGCACUGUUUCACACAAUUCACUGUCGGCAGCCCAUGUGGAUUGUUCCAACAAGCCGGCCAUUAUAUUUCGCAUAGCAGCACGCAAUGAAAAAGGCUAUGGUCCAGCCACACAAGUAAGGUGGCUGCAAGAUCCAGUGCAAAAUUCAGCCUCAAAUCCGGGAUUAGGUCCCAAUAGUCUAUUAUCGCCUACUAGGGUUAAACCAGAGCUAGGAGGGGCCUCACCUAGUAAGCGCUUCAAAGCGGGCACAGGACGUUGAAGGGGGGAAAAGGAGAAACAGACACACACACAACAACAACAAAUGGAAAAUAUGGCUUUGAGGGAUUAAAGUCAAUCAAUAGUAGCGACAGGAGCAAAAUUUUUAAUUUAAUUUUUUUUAAGUCCAAGCUAACUUCAACAGGUGUUAGUUUAUAGCUAUUUUUGUUGGUAAGACACCUCUUUUAUUGAGAUCAAAUAUCAAUUUUUUUUUUGUUUGUUUGCUAAUCUAUAGACCAGCUGCCUCUAUAUUGAGACGUUAACCCCACCCUGCUCUCAACUACAAAACAAAAACUGAAAAUUGUAUAAACCUUUAACGCUAACUAAAAAUACUUCAUAAUAAAUUUAAGAUAAAACAAACAGA